Molecule: messenger RNA, 540 nt
Organism: Phyllostomus hastatus (greater spear-nosed bat)
Lineage: Eukaryota; Metazoa; Chordata; Mammalia; Chiroptera; Phyllostomidae
Gene: DNAJC5G
Product: DnaJ heat shock protein family (Hsp40) member C5 gamma
Exons: 4
Coding region: 1-540 (179 amino acids)
Source: RefSeq, a predicted model, not a curated record
AUGUCUCACGUGGACGAAGCAGCCCGCCGGCUGUCCAAAACCGGGACAUCCCUCUAUGCGGUGCUGGAGCUUAAGAAGGGUGCCUCACCUGAAGACAUCAAAAAGGCCUACAGGAAACUGGCCUUGAAGUAUCAUCCAGACAAGAAUCCAGGGGAUGCCCAAGCAGCAGAAAUAUUCAAAGAGGUCAACACAGCCCACUCCAUCCUCAGUGACCCUACGAAACGGAAAAUCUACGACCAGCAUGGCUCGUUGGGAAUAUAUUUGUAUGAUCACUUCGGUGAAGAAGGUGUCACGUACUAUUUUGUGCUGAAUAGUUGUUGGUUCAAGACACUUCUCCUCCUGUGUGCUCUGCUCACCUGUUGCUGCUGCUGCUGCUGCUGCUGCUUCUGCUGUGGCCAACUUAAGCCGCCAUCUGAGGAGACAUUGAGGAGAAGACACGAGCAGAAUGUCCAGAGACAGCCUCCGAGAUCAGGUGCUGACCCAAUAAAGGUGUCUUCUGCUGCCCAGGCCAUUGGUCACAUUGAAGAGAGGAGCGAGUAA